This is a messenger RNA of Schistocerca americana (American grasshopper), 1131 nucleotides long. It is a transcript of the gene RFeSP, whose product is annotated as cytochrome b-c1 complex subunit Rieske, mitochondrial. Gene Ontology annotation, molecular function: quinol-cytochrome-c reductase activity; 2 iron, 2 sulfur cluster binding. The transcript has 5 exons. The record is from RefSeq and is a predicted model, not a curated record. Gene Ontology annotation, cellular component: membrane. Bases 81 to 899 code for a protein of 272 amino acids. Gene Ontology annotation, biological process: mitochondrial electron transport, ubiquinol to cytochrome c. Lineage: Eukaryota; Metazoa; Arthropoda; Insecta; Orthoptera; Acrididae.
ACGUUAGUUCUUUUGCAGUGGAGGUGAAGGUGGGAUUGGCGUAGAAGGAGUGUAAGACGUAAUACUAAGUUAACACAAGCAUGAUGAAUAUCGUAUCUCGUGCGGGAAAUUUAGCACCGUACCUAAAAGCAACAUCGCAGGUUGUAGCACCUCAAUUAAAGCUACCAGCAACGCCGGUUGCAAUUUCAUCUGAAAAGAUUGUGACCCCAAGUCUGCCGAAGCAACAUACAAGUUAUUCUUUAAGCCAGACUUUACCCAAGGGUAAUUUGAGGGUGUGUUCUGGCCCAACAGUUACUACUCAAGUGAGAUGUGCACACACGGAUAUUCAGGUUCCAGAUUUCAGUGCAUACAGAAGACAUUCAGUAGCAGAUGCAACAGUGAAGAAUACGGACCCGGAAGCCCGAAAAUCUUUUACGUACCUAGUAGCGGGAACUGGUGCCAUUGGAGGAGCAUAUGCUGCGAAGGCAAUAGUAACCCAGUUUGUCUCAAGUAUGAGUGCAUCUGCAGACGUGCUAGCUUUGGCGAAAAUUGAAGUGAAACUGAGUGACAUCCCAGAAGGAAAGAGUGUUACAUUCAAAUGGCGAGGGAAGCCACUGUUCAUCAGGCACAGAACGGCAGAAGAAAUUCAGCAAGAACAGAGUGUAAAUGUAAGCACACUAAGAGACCCUCAGCAUGAUAAUGAAAGAGUGCAGAAACCAGAAUGGCUGGUUGUACUUGGAGUGUGCACCCACCUUGGCUGUGUACCCAUUGCCAAUGCAGGUGACUUUGGUGGAUACUACUGUCCCUGUCACGGCUCUCACUAUGAUGCAUCAGGUCGUAUCAGAAAAGGCCCAGCACCUCUCAAUUUAGAAGUUCCAACAUAUGUGUUUCAAGAUGAAGGAACCUUAGUUGUUGGCUGAUUUUACUCAUAACUACUAGCAUGUAUUAGUUAUGUGAAGUAAAUCAUAUGUUCCCAAGAUAAUUAAGUUAUUGUUCAGUUAUAUAGAUAUGUACAUAUUACCCUUUAUUGUUCCUGAUAUGAAAGAAAACUGAGUUAUCAAUUGGUCUGUGGCUCUUAAAGUAAAUAUGAAUCACUGUAUAUGUUGCAACACUUCCUUUUAUGUACAUUAAUUAAAAUACUUUUUUUAAUUA